UAUAAGCAAUUCUAUUAAAAUAUUUUAUUAAAUAUAAGUUUAGUACAAGUAAUGGAUGUUUUAGGGCCCUUAUCGUGGAGCUCAUGGAUAGCGUUGUCAAUUGUGUCGGCUCUGCCAUUCAUUUAUAUAUUUUUAACCAAAACCUUCAACUACUGGAAAAAACUAGGUGUGAGUGGUCCGACGCCAUACCCAAUAGUGGGCACAAAUCUUUACAGAUUUCUUAAACCAACUCCUAUAUUGGAAUUGGAUUGGUUCGCAAAAUAUGGAAAAUUAUACGGGGUUUUUAAUAAGACUGAGCCCAUAAUAACUAUCGGCGAACCGGAACUCAUCAAAAAUGUUUUGGUCAAAGAUUUUCAUCUGUUUUCCGACCGCAAAGAUAGACCGGUUGACCAUAAGAUACUAAAUCAACAUCUGUUUGCCUCCCGGGGCGACGACUGGAAACGCUUGCGAUCUAUACUCAGCCCUACCUUUACGUCGGGAAAGAUGAAGAAAAUGUAUCCAAUGAUUAGGGAGUGUUUGACUGAU
Oppiella nova is the source of this 525-nucleotide messenger RNA. The record is from the annotation of a GenBank genome assembly. NCBI's taxonomy places the organism in Eukaryota, Metazoa, Arthropoda, Arachnida, Sarcoptiformes, Oppiidae.